GGUCCGUGGCUAUGAUCAUAUCGUAUUUCUAACCUCAAGUUUAUUUAGGCUUAAGGUUUACUUUAUCUUAGAAGCAAUUGCUUAAAAUGUAAACAUCUAAACUUGCAAAAUGGGUUAAAUUAUAAAUCAAAGUGAAAUGUUUUGAGCUUGCGUAGAAUGUUAUCUUGUCAGUUGCGCCACAAAACAAAAAUGGCAAGAGCAGAUACUAUGUGCAAUCAGUCGCUAAUGGAUGGCAGUGAUCGACCUUUAGAACGAGCAAUAGGUGAACCUGGUGACAUUAAAACUCAGUUUGUGACCAGAGAGGGGAUUUACAGACUAAUGACUUUAAGUGAAUAUUCCAGACCAAACAGAGUAACAUACCAACCACAGGGGCACACAGCACCACAAGUUCGUGUAUCUCUAGUAACUCUUGGUGAUCAAGGAGAUCGAAUUUGUUUUAAUCAUGGCAGAGAAUUGUAUGUUUAUGUUUAUAAGGGAAUUAAAAAAGCUGCUGACUUAAAUAAACCCCUUGAGAAAAAAAUUUAUAAAGGGACAAAUCCAACCUGCCAUGAUUUCAAUGUGGCUUCAGCAUCUGCUGAUAGUGUUAGCUUAUUAAUAGGUUUUAGUACUGGACAAAUACAACUAAUUGAUCCAGUUAAAAAAGAAUUAAGUAAACUUUUUAAUGAAGAAAGGCUGAUUGAUAAAACAAAAGUAACUUGCUUAAAAUGGGUGCCUGGUAGUAGAUCCCUGUUCCUCGCUGCCCAUGCGUCAGGCCAGUUCUAUGUUUACAAUGAAGAAUUGCCUUGUGGUUCCACAGCACCUCAUUACCAACCUUUUAAAGCUGGUGAAAAUUUUACUGUUAACACCUGUAAAACUAAAUCUACAAGAAACCCAUUGUUUCGUUGGCUGCUGGGCAGUGGAGCUGCCAUAAAUGAAUUGGCUUUUAGUCCUAAUGGAUCCCAAUUAGCUGUUGUUACACAAGAUGGUCUACUUAGGGUUUUUCAAUAUGACAGUAUGGAAUUGCUGGGGAUUGCAAGGUCAUAUUUUGGGGGUUUGCUAUGUUUGUCCUGGUCUGGAGAUGGUAGGUUGAUUGCUGUGGGUGGUGAGGAUGAUUUAGUAACAGUGUAUUCAAAUGAACAAAAACGAGUUAUUGCAAGAGCUCAAGGCCAUCGAUCUUGGGUAUCUGCAGUUGCAUUUGACUGGUAUCUAGAAGGUGAAUCGUGUUACAGAAUAGGUUCUGUUGGACAUGACACCCAAAUUUGUCUUUGGGAAUUGCCUGAAGAUAAUUUAGUACCACCACGACCCCGAACAAAACGGAGAUCAGAUCCAUUACAACUUGUUGGUACUUCUUCAUGUCCUAGGUUGGAUGAGUGUCCAAUUUUAGAACCAUUAGUGUGUAAAAAAAUUGCUCAUGAACGUUUAACAUCUUUAACUUUUCGACCAGAUUGUUUAGUUACUGCGUGCCAAGAUGGGUAUGUGUAUACGUGGGCAAGACCUAACACGUAGUUAAAUAUAUCAACAUUAUUUUUGUACAUUGCUUUUGUAAUAUACUAUUUUCCAA
Messenger RNA from Cylas formicarius (sweet potato weevil), 1540 nucleotides. Its product is annotated as WD repeat-containing protein 20. The transcript has 2 exons. Gene Ontology annotation, molecular function: protein binding. Lineage: Eukaryota; Metazoa; Arthropoda; Insecta; Coleoptera; Brentidae. The coding region runs from base 157 to 1485 and encodes 442 amino acids. The record is from RefSeq and is a predicted model, not a curated record.